AUGGAUUCAGAAGUCAUGGCGUCAUUAGAUCAGUAUCAUGGUGAUCGGCCUUGGAGACUCCCAAGUCGCCUGAGGGACCAAUCUCCAAGGCAGUGCCGCCGCUUCUUUAACAGUCCUCGGUGUGCCAUUGUCAGAGGCGGCAAGAUCAAACGGACGCUCUCUAUUGGCCAUGUUGCACCUGUUUUCCUAGAAUGGCAGGUCAGGGUCCCAGCUCUCUGA
Molecule: messenger RNA, 219 nt
Organism: Bursaphelenchus okinawaensis
Lineage: Eukaryota; Metazoa; Nematoda; Chromadorea; Rhabditida; Aphelenchoididae
Source: the annotation of a GenBank genome assembly